Molecule: messenger RNA, 898 nt
Organism: Ipomoea triloba (trilobed morning glory)
Lineage: Eukaryota; Viridiplantae; Streptophyta; Magnoliopsida; Solanales; Convolvulaceae
Product: MAPK kinase substrate protein At1g80180
Exons: 1
Coding region: 172-570 (132 amino acids)
Source: RefSeq, a predicted model, not a curated record
UAAACCACCACUCCUCUCUCUCUCUCUCUCUCUCUCUCUCUCUCUCUCUCUCUGAGUGUGUAUCUAUAGGCGGGCAUAUAUAUCUAUACAGGCGGAGAAAAGUGAGACGCAGUCCAUAAAUCCAUCCUCGAGAGCGCUAACCGGACGGAGAAUUUAAAGAUCCAGAAAGUGAUGGCUGGGUUACAGCGGUCUGCGGUGUCGUUUCGGCGGCAGGGUUCAUCAGGGCUUGUUUGGGACGACAAGUUCCUCGCCAGCUUAGUCAACCAGAAAGAGGAAACCCUAACAGACCAAUUACCCGAUUCUCAACUCAAACAAUCAGAAGAACAAUCCAAAGAGCAACCACCGGCGGCGGCGCCGGCAGAGCCAAUGGUUUCGUCGAGAAACGCUGGAUCGAUCCAGAGAAGCCGAUCCAACGGAGGCGGGCGGGGAUUCCGCACCGGGAAGGUGUCUCCGGCGAUAGAGCCGCCGUCCCCUAAGGUUUCGGCGUGUGGACUCUGCGGUCCUUUUGCCAAACAGGAGAAAGGUCGCCGUCGAUCCAAGAUUCCCGGCGGGAAGCGGAAGGUGCGAUAAAUUCGUGGGUUUUCCGGUGAGGUCAUGGGGAUCGGUGAAACAUGAAAUUCGGUGGUUAUUAAGUACAUUCAAGGUCGAUAAAAACGAGGUGUCAGAGAUUUGGAGCAAAAAGACAAAGUUUAAAAUAAAAUUUACAUCUUUGUUGCCUUUCUUUUUCUUGUCAUCUUUUUCUUUUUUGUUUAUUAUUAUUAUUAUUAUUAUUAUUAUUAUUAUUAUAAUGUUAGAUUUUAGAAUUUAGUUGUUGUGUAUAUGAUGUUUUCUCCCCCGCACAAGUUGUAAGCCUAUAACAAUUUUCAAUGUACAAACCAAAUCUAAGAUUCAAAGCUAA